CAUAAAAUUAACAGAGAAAAUAAGUUACUGUUAUUGAUACUAUUACUAGAAAGAAAUGUUGCAAUCCGCGAUGAUGUUUUCCAACUGAUAACCGUUUUGUUCCGAACCGCGAUAUUUAGUAAAAACCGAUAUUAAACGCAAAUUGUUGUGUAUACCCCGGUCCAACACGAUGUCUGUAGUACAGGACGUUAGCAAGUCCAACGAAUCGAAAAAAAAUGAAGAAAUUGUCGACGAAGAACAAGAUGUUGAAGAUGUUGAAGAUGACUCAACUGUUACAAAAAAGAGGAGAAAGCGAAGAAAGAAGAAGACACAAAUGAAUACUGAUGAAAAUGAUACAAAUGAAAAAGUUGAAGCAGAAGAAGAAGUAACAAGUGGUGUAACUAAAAUUAACAUGGACGGCGAUGUCGAAGGUGAUAAAAAAAAACCUAGACGCCGUGCAAAGAAGAAGGAAGUCAAAGAAAUAGAACUCGAGACAAAAGAAAAAAUGCAAACGGAUCCUCCAUCUGUGCCGAUACAUGAACUUUUCCCAACAAGUGAGUAUCCUGUUGGUCAAGAAGUUGAAUAUGAUGGUCGUAUGGGUAAACUACGAAUAACAAGUGAAGAAAAACGUGCAAUAGAACGUUCUAGAUAUGAUGAUUACAAUGAUGCCCGAAGAGCAGCUGAGGCUCAUAGACAAGUACGUAAACAUAUUCAAAACUGGGUAAAACCAGGUAUGACCAUGAUACAAAUCUGUGAAGAGUUAGAACGAUGUUCAAGAGCUUUGAUUGGAGAAGAUGGCCUUAAAGCUGGUUUAGCCUUCCCAACAGGAUGUUCAAGAAAUAACUGUGCAGCGCAUUAUACUCCUAAUGCGGGUGAUCCUACAGUGUUAUUAUACGAUGAUGUUACUAAAAUUGAUUUUGGCACGCACGUAAAUGGCCGUAUUAUUGAUUGUGCAUUUACUUUGACUUUUAAUCCUAAAUAUGAUAAGCUUGUUGAAGCUGUAAGAAAUGCUACUGAUACUGGAAUAAAAGCUGCUGGUAUUGAUGCUAAGCUUUGUGAAGUUGGUGAAGCCAUUCAAGAAGUGAUGGAGUCUUAUGAAGUAGAGCUUGAUGGCAAAACAUUUCCUGUAAAAUCAAUCCGAAAUCUCAAUGGACAUUCUAUUGAUGCAUACAGGAUACAUGCAGGUAAAACAGUGCCAAUUGUUAAAGGUGGCGAAGCUACUAUGAUGGAAGAAAACGAGUUUUAUGCUAUUGAAACAUUCGGCUCCACUGGUCGUGGAAUUGUACGUGAUGAUAUGGACACUUCACAUUAUAUGAAAAACUUUGAUGCACCAUAUGUACCACUUCGCCUUCAAGCAUCACAAAAGUUACUUGGUACAGUCAAUAAAAACUUUGGUACUCUGGCAUUCUGUAAACGUUGGCUUGAUAGAAUAGGAGCUACUAAAUAUCAAAUGGCAUUAAAAGACUUAUGUGACAAAGGAAUUCUAGACGCUUAUCCCCCAUUAUGUGAUAUUAAAGGCUGCUACACAGCGCAGUUUGAGCAUACCAUUGUACUUAGACCAACAUGCAAGGAAAUUAUUAGCAAAGGAGAUGAUUAUUAGCUUUGAUAAAGUAAUUACAAGUCUGUCAUAACAUAAGUGUAUGGAGCCAAUAAUACAACAAUUAAAAUCAACAUUGAUGUUAUUUUUGAAAUGUUAACUUUUUGAUGGUCAAUAAAUGAUUAAAUAA
Sipha flava (yellow sugarcane aphid) is the source of this 1706-nucleotide messenger RNA. It is a transcript of the gene und, whose product is annotated as methionine aminopeptidase 2. The coding region runs from base 170 to 1579 and encodes 469 amino acids. The transcript has 9 exons. Gene Ontology annotation, molecular function: metalloaminopeptidase activity. The record is from RefSeq and is a predicted model, not a curated record. Gene Ontology annotation, biological process: proteolysis. NCBI's taxonomy places the organism in Eukaryota, Metazoa, Arthropoda, Insecta, Hemiptera, Aphididae.